GGUCACCCUUCGCAUUCGUGCCGGGCUCCGUGGUGGACAGGAAAGUGAAGACUUACUGCUUCCCGUAGACCCGAAAGUUGUGGCCACAAUCGGCGACCUUUCCGAGCACCUCAGCAAACACGACUACAAUCUAUUUCCCAAGGGGAAUCUGCUCCCACCGCCGAGUUUGUUUCGGUGGAUGAAGAGACCGUUUGGAGGAGGCGAUGAGCAGGAGGUCGAACAUCAAGACCAUCACGGGAAUUUUGUCGAUACCCCCGACGAGGAUCGGUAUCGUCUAUGCUGGGCGGCCACCCCGUCGGACUGCGAUUCUGCUCCAGCGGGGAGCCCCGUUCCUCGUGCAGAUGCUGAUGACGAGGUGGGCGGGGAAACUACAACUAGUAGCCACGAAGAUGUCGUGUUGAAGGAGAGUGACGCAAUUGAUUUCGAAGAAUCUGAUGCCGUUCUCUACCAUUUGGUGAUCACCGACGAGCGGUCCUACGACAAGGCGAUCAUUCAGUACUUAAUGCGAUUCCCAUCAAGUGCGCAGGAGGAGGGAAGAAAUCUACGAGGACAAGCGGGGAAGAACCUCCGGACAAAUGAGGACGAGCUACGGGUGGAAAACCAGCAUGAUGAAGAUGUUGAGGACGUUGAAAUAACUGAAGACGAUCGGUUGCUCCGAUUGAUGUCGGAAGACGACCGGAAAAUCUAUUCCCGGUACCCAUCGAGAGUUUUGCGCAUGCAAAAGCUGCAGUGCUUGCUCCGUUCUGGCGUGCUUUCCAAAGUGGCGCUCCGCGAAAUGCUGUACGAUCAGGUCUACCUGGAGGGGAUCAUGACCGAGGAGGAGAAUCGUGAUGACUCCACGAGCGACGACGACGAACUGGUAGAGCUGCCACCCAUCCCGGCGCAGUUCACCGACGCGGUUCGCUGGUGCUUUCCCGGAAAGUGGGAACUGUGGUCGACGUGGAAUUUUCACUACGAGCGACACUGGGAUUUGGUGCAGCUGAUUCUGGAGCUGCCCGAAGCCGAGCGGCAAAAGCACGCAAAGCAGUCCGGUCAGCAGAUGUUCGAGAAACGCGAGCUCCAAGUGCUUGCCAUGAACGUCUUGAAGCACGUGCUGCUGAGCCACGACCCCGAAUGGAUUCCCGUAGGCCACGAUUUACGUGGUGACUUAUUCGGGCGUCCGGCUCGAGCAGGUCUUGGUGGACAACAGCAAGCAGAUGGUGCUGGCCAGCACGGCCCAGCAGGGAACUUUGGGUUGUUUGGACCUCCGCCGCCACCGGAGGACCCGCUGGUUGCCCCGACUACGCGGAGAACCCUAGUGACACUGAGGGAUGACUUACCCGAAAAGUACAAGCGAAUCCUGAUCCCCAAAAUCCUCGUGCCCGCCCUUGAACUCGCGAAAGAAGCCAACUUCCCGCUGGCAUCGUCGUCAGACGGAUUUCUUCCGUUCUUCGCGGACCAAGCGGCCAGCGUCUUUAUCUCGGAAUUUAAUCUACGGUUCCCGAAAGAACUGGACGAAUUGUGCUGGAGGGGGUUCUUCCGGGCAUUGUCUGCGCCGGAGCGGGAGACGUUUCUGAACCGUUUGUUUGCGGGACCACGCGAGCGAUACAGGAACAUUGAUCAUCCGGACGGUGCGCGAAUGGCGGGGCCCCUGUUCGGUACCGGUGGAUCGAUACCGGCGAGGUGGUUUCGAAUCGUGUCUGAUUGUGCAGCGCGACCCUAUGUGCUGCCGGAGCGACCGGCGCAGCGUCCUCGUGCUCCAGACCCCCUGCGAACGGAUUUUCGGGUCCCGAGGCCGAUGCCGGUGCGCGCGGAGCGGCAGGCGGAUGUGGAAGCGAGGGGGCGCUUUGCCGGCCGUCUCGCGGGAGGGCGGGGCAACGAGGGCGGGGGCGACGAGAACAACCAGGCGGGAGAAGAUCGAUUUACCUUCACGCACGUACUGGGUUUCAUGCUGGCCGGCGCACUGAUCUUUUUCUCUGCGCUGUUCUACAUACUGACGGCCAUGAUGCAGGAGGUGGUCAAAGCCGGGACAGAAAAGUGGAAAAAUGUAAUCAGUACGGCAGUGGAGCUGAAAACCACGGCUGUGAAAACUCUGACAGACUUCCCGCGAGCGGCGCUGAAGAAGGUCCUGAAGUUCUCCAGGCUCUGUUGCGGCUCCCUUGCGGAGAAAGGUUUUCGGAUGAUGGAGAGAAGGGUGGGCAAAAAAACGAAGGGGGUAUAAUUCGAACUCCUUGAAAUGCGCGCAGACCUGCUCGCCAUUUCCAACUUGAUUAUUCGUGAAUCGAAGUGACUCAGGUCCAGGUGCGUAGUUGUAAAGUUUGUUGAGAUUUUUGACAACCAUUUCUAUUACAUCUUUUCGUGCAGAAGCUGCUUCUGCAUACAGCCUGCUUCUAUCUUAAUAUUGCUAUUGGAUUUAUUCGCAUUCGCUUUCGCAUUCUAUCUUGAACUACAAGUGUUUCGCAAUUGCAUAUUGGUUCUGGUAUGCCCACCGUACUGGAAACUGAAGAAAUUCUCUUGUUAGCAACUUUCUGUUUCAAUCAAAACUGUACCUAUGUUGUUUGCUCUCUUAGCAGUUGGUCUUGAUAUUCAUUGCAAUCGAAAAAAUUAUGCGAGUUUCUGCAGAAUGUUUAAUAUCGAUAUCCUAGAGACAGUUUCUUAUUUGAAAGUGAACUACGUAUUUAGUUCGAAAGAAAAAGUAAAUGGACGCGUGCGAUACAUGGACGCUACCGCUAGAUAGGAUCCACGAGUUUAUUUCGCUCCCAGAAGAAAAACCUUGUCCUCGUGAUUCUGAUUUGAUGCGCCGCAAGAUUCCUUCUUUUGAAAAGUAGAGGGGGAGCAGCAACGUCAACGUGCUUG
Amoebophrya sp. A120 is the source of this 2835-nucleotide messenger RNA. NCBI's taxonomy places the organism in Eukaryota, Dinophyceae, Syndiniales, Amoebophryaceae. The record is from the annotation of a GenBank genome assembly.